GAUUUCACUACUACAACAGUUAGAAACAUCGUUCAAGUCCACUAUCCCGGAGACUCGAACGAAAAUGGCAUCAAAACUUGCAUUUCUGCACAUAAAUGGCGCCUGGCUUCAAUAUCCGGAGCUCCAACACUCUAAUUCACGGCUUUUCCCCAAAAAAAUCAAUUCAAUCUCAGGGCUUAGCGGUUCAUUUUCCGAAGACUCAUCUUCAUCAUUGUUGUUGUCAAGGUUGCUACCUCUUAAAAGAACCCAAACUUUUCUCUCUCCUAAAUGGUUGGACAAAAACCCUGAUGCUACCCGAACCCUUAUUGUCAAAUCUCAGUUGAACUGCCCUCUCAUUUCUCCUAACGAUCAAUGGGGAACCUGGACUGCUCUCUUCGCUACCGGUGCCUUCGGCUUAUGGUCAGAGAACACAAAGGCUGGAAGUGCAUUGAGUGGUGCGCUAGUGAGUACUUUGAUUGGUCUUGCUGCUAGUAACUUGGGGAUAAUUUCUUCUGAAGCUAAAGUCUACUCAAUAGUAAAGGAGUUUUUGCUCCCAUUGGCUGUUCCAUUGUUGUUGUUUCGAGCAGAUUUGCGACGUGUGAUUAAGUCAACAGGGAAGCUUCUUCUUGCUUUCUUGCUGGGAUCAGUGGCGACAACAGUUGGAACAGCACUGGCGUAUCUGAUAGUGCCGAUGAGAGCACUUGGUCAAGAUAGUUGGAAGAUAGCUGCUGCCCUCAUGGGUAGGCAUAUUGGCGGAGCUGUCAAUUAUGUUGCCAUUUCAAAUGCCCUUGAAACUUCUGAAUCUGUUUUAGCUGCUGGACUAGCUGCAGACAAUGUUAUCUGUGCAGUGUAUUUUACAACACUGUUUGCCUUGGCUUCGAAAGUACCUGCCGAGACUUCAACAUCACCUGAAGAUGUUGCAAUGGGUGAGGGAUCUAAAUCCGAUGGCAAACUUCCUGUCCUAAAGAUAGCAACAGCUCUUGCAGUAUCUUUUGCCAUCUGCAAACUUGGUGCGUAUCUUACCAAAUACUUUGGCAUUCCGGGAGGUAUCCUGCCUGCAGUUACAGCAAUUGUUGUUAUUCUGGCAACUGUAUUUCCUACCCAGUUUGGUCAUCUUGCACCAUCUGGGGAGGCUAUGGCUCUAAUUUUGAUGCAGGUGUUUUUCACUGUGGUGGGUGCAAGUGGAAACAUAUGGAGUGUCAUCAGAACAGCACCCAGUAUAUUCAUGUUUGCUCUGGUUCAGAUUUCCAUCCAUUUGGCAUUGAUUCUGGGACUAGGGAAGCUAUUUAAGUUCGACCUAAAGCUCUUGCUUAUAGCAUCAAAUGCCAAUGUUGGAGGUCCUACAACGGCAUCCGGAAUGGCUACGGCCAAAGGGUGGAGUUCUAUGAUUAUUCCUGGUAUUCUUGCUGGCAUUUUUGGCAUUGCCAUUGCUACUUUUGUCGGAUAUGGCUUUGGAGUAAAUGUGCUGAAAUACAUGUAAAACCUUCAAUUAACUAAUGCCGCAGAGUUGGGCUUGCUCAUGUAACCUAAGUAAACUUGAAAACAAUAAAAGCAGAUGAAGGGCAAUUUGGAACA
This is a messenger RNA of Gossypium raimondii (Peruvian cotton), 1554 nucleotides long. RefSeq lists its product as uncharacterized. The record is from RefSeq and is a predicted model, not a curated record. Lineage: Eukaryota; Viridiplantae; Streptophyta; Magnoliopsida; Malvales; Malvaceae. The transcript has 6 exons. Bases 65 to 1459 code for a protein of 464 amino acids.